AUGGCACAGGUUCCUUGUCUGUGUGUCCUGGCCUUGCUGUCCCUCAGGCUGCACCCUGCCACAGCGGGCAUGGACUCCUGCUACGACCCGCAGGGGAGGGCACAGCGCUGCAUGCCUGCCUUCGAGAAUGCAGCAUUCGGCAGGGAGGUGUGGGCGACCAACACGUGCGGCUCCCCGCCUGAAGAUUACUGCCUCCAGAUGGGAGCCCGGCAUGCCACCAAGCUAUGCCACCACUGUGACGCAAGAGACCCCUUGCUCCACCACAAUGCCACCUACCUGACCGACUUCCACAGCCAGGAGGAGAGCACCUGGUGGCAGAGCCAGUCCAUGGCUUUCAGGAUACAGCACCCCAACUCUGUCAACAUCACUCUGCACCUGGGGAAGUCCUAUGAAAUCACCUAUGUACGGCUGAAGUUUCACACAAGCCGGCCAGAGAGCUUUGCUAUUUACAAACGCAGCCGUGUGAACGGGCCCUGGAUCCCAUACCAGUACUACAGCGCCUCCUGUGGGAAGACCUAUGGGAAGCAAGAGCGGCAGUACCUGCGGCCUGGUGAGGAUGAGCAGGUAGCCUUCUGCGCUGAGGAGUUCAGCGACAUCUCCCCACUGAGCGGAGGGAACGUGGCCUUCUCCACCCUGGAGGGCCGGCCCAGCGCCUACAGCUUUGACAAGAGCCCUGUGCUACAGGAGUGGGUGACUGGCACUGAUCUGCUCAUCUCCUUGAACCGGCUCAACACGUUUGGGGACGACAUCUUCAAGGAUCCCAAGGUGCUGCAGUCCUACUAUUAUGCCAUCUCUGACUUCUCGGUCGGCGGCAGGUGUAAGUGCAACGGCCAUGCCAAUGAGUGUGCCCCAAAUGAAGUGGGCCAGCUGGCUUGCCGCUGCCAGCACAAUACCACCGGUGUGGACUGUGAGCAAUGCCAGGCUUUCUACCAGGACCGGCCGUGGGCGCGAGGAACUGCUGAGUCCGCCAACGAGUGUCUCUCAUGCAACUGCAGCGGCCGAUCGGUUGAGUGCUUCUACGACUGGGAGCUGUACCGGCACACGGGGCACGGCGGCCAUUGCCUGAAGUGCCAGGAUAACACCGACGGGCCGCACUGCGAGCGCUGCCAACAGAACUACUACCGGUGGGAUGGGCAGAUGGCCUGCCAGCCAUGCAACUGCAACGCGGCGGGCUCCCUGCGGCUCCAGUGUGACAACUCGGGGGCCUGCGACUGCAAGGCCAGCGUGACUGGCUGGAAGUGCGAGCGCUGCCGGGCCGGGUUCCACUCUCUGAGCGAAGGGGGCUGCAGACCUUGUGCCUGUGACCCUGCUGGCAGCGUGGGGACCUGUGACCCCAACUCGGGGCGCUGCUUCUGCAAGGAGAAGGUGGAAGGCUACCUGUGCAACAGAUGCCAACCUGGCUCAUUCAAUCUGCAGCCCCACAACCCUGCAGGCUGCACCAGUUGCUUCUGCUAUGGCCACUCGACUGUGUGCACUGCAGCCACCCAGUACGAGGUGCACCACAUCCGCUCUGACUUCAGCCAAGGGCCUGAGGGCUGGAGAGCUGAAGUUCCAGGUGCCAAGGAAGUACAGCUGGACUGGGCCAAUGGGGAGAUCUACCUAGAGCAGGACGGAGAGGAGCCAGCCGAUUUCAUAGCACCAGAGAAAUUUCUGCAUGACCAGCGUCUCAGCUACGGGCAGCUCCUCUCCCUGCUCCUUCGAGUGGAGGGGAACGGGAGCAGAUCCUCUCCAUUUCCCAUUCGGCUGGUCUUAGAGGGAGACGGCAUUGCGGUUUCUGUGAGCUACGUCGCCCCAGCAGGCAAUGAAAGCCAGCCCCACCAUGGAGAGCACAAGGUCACCUUCAGGCUCCAUGAGGCGAAGGAGGAGAUGCAACCCCCGCUGUCAUCCUUCAACGUCCAGCGUCUGCUCUCCAAUCUCACUGCCCUCAGGAUCCAGGCUGGCAGCAGCAACGCACCUUGUAGAGUCUCCCUGAGUGAGGUCCAGCUCACCUCUGCUCGCCCAGGUCAUUCCCUGCCUGCUCAGUGGGUGGAGGAGUGCAUCUGCCCACAGGGGUACACCGGGCAGUUCUGUGAAUCCUGCGCGCCGGGCUACAAGAGAGAGAUUCCAUUGGGCGGGCCCUUCACCAGCUGCAUCCCCUGUACUUGUAACCAGCACGGCAGCUGUGACCCCAACACAGGGCACUGCCAGUGCCUCCACCACACCGAGGGCCCGUCCUGCGAGCGCUGUGCCAUUGGCUUUCACGGCAACCCCUUCGUGGGGCACUCUGAUGACUGCCAGCCAUGCCCGUGCCCCGGCCAGUCGCCUUGCACGGCUAUCCCGGAGAGCGGGGAGCUGGUGUGCACCCACUGCCCCCAGGGGCAGAGAGGAAGACGCUGUGAGCUCUGUGACGAUGGGUUUUUCGGGGACCCCUUGGGGAGGAACGGCCCAGCCCACCCUUGCAGCCCCUGCCAGUGCAACGGUAAUGUGGAUCCCAAUGCCGUGGGCAACUGUGACCCCGUCUCUGGGCAGUGCCUGAGGUGUCUCUACAACACAUCCGGAGAGCACUGUGAAAAGUGCAGGGAGGGCUUCUACGGGAGCGCGCUGGCUCGGAGCCCCGCCAGGAAGUGUGCCCCCUGUGAGUGUAACCCUGUCGGUUCAGCCCACGGGCUGGAGGCCUGCGAUCCCCUCACUGGCCAGUGCACCUGCCUCCCUCAUGUGACCGGGCGAGACUGCAGCCGAUGCCAGCCGGGGUUUUAUGACCUACAACCAGGGACUGGAUGCAAGAGCUGUGAGUGCCACCUGGUGGGCUCUCAGGACAGCCAGUGCCACCCGCUCACGGGGCAGUGCCCCUGCCAGCCUGGUGUCGAAGGACAGUCGUGUGAUCGAUGCCAGCCUGGCUUCUUCGGGUUCUCGGUCAAGGGCUGCCGAGCCUGCAACUGCUCCCCACUGGGCGCCAUCACCCCACAGUGCCACGAGAACAGCACGUGCGUCUGCAGGAGGGGCUUUGUGGGCUACAAGUGUGAUCAGUGCGAAGUGAACUUCUUCUACGCCCCAGAGAGGUCUCUGUGCCAGGAGUGUCCCGUCUGCUACAGCCUGGUGAAGGACGAGGCUGACAAGCUGAAGGCCAAACUGCAGCAGAUGGAGGCGUGGCUGCAGAAACCAGACUGCAGCAGCCCCCAGACCCGUUACCCAGCACGAGGAGAGGAGCCCCAAGGAGACCAGCUGCCAGAUGCCAAGGCGCUGUUCCUGGAGCAGGUUGCCCAGCUGGAGGGCUCAGUGGGCACCGAGUGGGGUCGGCUGAGGAACAUCAGCGGGACUGUGGGCUGCGCCAGCGGCGGUGACGAGAAAACUUGCAUCCUCCUAUCGGAAAUCAGCGCCGUGCUGCAGUCCACGCAGCGGGAACUCCAGCAGGCUGCAGCUACGCUAGCGACAAUGGUAAUUCCUCACGACAUUUCCCAGCAGCCCACUAGCUGGAGUCGCCUCGCACUGGAGUCCCGGGCGCUGGCUGCCAGUCACGGGGAUGCAGCCGCAGAGCUGGAGUCUGUGGCCAGGAGAGCCCUGCUCGCUUCCAACACCAGCUACGCUCUCCUGCAGAGCAUCGUGGAGGACAGCGCUAGCCUGGAGCGCAGGACAGAGCUGGAAGACCGGUACCAGGAAAUCCAGCGGGCGCAGGAGGAGCUGGCUGCUGGCAUGCUGGAGGUGGCAGCUGAGGCCAAGAGAACCUUUGCAUCCAUCCGCCAAGCUAAUGCAGACAUGGCAAAGAACCUCUCGAAGCUCGAUGCUCCACAGCUGCGCUCCCUAGUGGUGCAGACCGGAGCCCUGACUCGGGAGCUGAUGGAGCUGGAGCAGGGGGUGGAGGCGAAAGAGCGCCUGGCCCUGGAUGCAUGGGAUUCUCUGAUGGCCAAGCCACGCCCAGAGCUGCAGAGGGCUCAGCAGUUUCAACAGCUGCGGAAGGGGGUUGAUGCUGCCCUGACUCUGGCAACCUCAUCAGUUUCGCACGGAAAGGCCGUGGUCUCUGAAGCAAAGUCCCUGCUGUCCAGCUUGGAAGGGGGGAAGAGGAUGUUUGUGCGUCAGAAGGGGCAGGCCACCGUGAGCAGGAAGCUGGUCAUCGUCCGGGACAGAAUGAUCGUGGAUGCCCAGAAGAAGAUCAAACAGGCAGAGAGGAUGCUGGGAAACACUGUGUCUGUCUCCACCGCAGCCAAGAAGACGGUCAAAGAAGCAGAGCAAGUCGCCAGAGAGAGCUCCAAGAGGUCCCAGGCUGUGCUGAGGGAAGGGAAGCGGGAACGCAAGCAUGCCGGUGAUCUCGCCAAGCGAGUCAACGUAACCCUGGCAGAAAUCUCAAGGCAGGAGCACGUGUCCAAGGAACUCAGGGAAGAGCUAGAGGCAUCUCGCCAGGUGAGGACAGGGAUGAGUGAAGCUAAGAAGAGCCUCAGAGAAGCCCAGAGCUCCCUGGAGAUGGACAUUGAGAUCCUGAAUAACCUGCUCAGCAGCCUAGGCAACUUGGAGCAGGACACGCAUGCAGACACUGUGCUGAGCACUAGCCGUCUCCAGCUGGACCGCCUGUGGCUGCGCCUGGCCAGGCCCAGAGCCCUGGAGAGGAAACUGAGCCAUCUGCAGUGGGAGGCAGAGCAGCAGCGGCAGAAGAUCCAGGCAUUCGAGAGCGACCUUCAGGAGAUCAGAGCUGACAAGCAAAACCUGGAGGAGGUUCUACAGAGCCUGCCGGAGGGCUGCUCGAGUUGGCAGUGAGAGGGCCCCAUGGACAACCCCCAGUGCCCCCACCUCCACAAAGAACUGCAGAGCAAUGGACAUCUCCCAGCUCACUGAUGAGCACCUCUAACCUGCCCUACGCUCCUUACGCUGCCUUCGCACAGAACAGCGGGGCAAGGUCUCUGUCUGAAGCUCUGGGACGAGGACCACAGCCCUCAGCUCCGCGCCGCAGGCCCAACGGAACUGCCAGUCCAAAGGGUAGAGCUUGUCCAUGGGGGAGCCAGAGCCGUCUUGGGAGCCAACCUCAGACGGUGGAACAAACUUCUGCAGGAACUAAGGACCAUCCCCAGGCCAACCCACCUUCUGCUUCUUCCACUGGCCUUCAGAACAUAUACACCUGUGCCAGAUGCUAGUCAUGUCACUCCAUGCUCUGCUGGGAGGUGCUCACGGACCACAGCGCCUCCUGAACAGAAUGGGAGAGCAUCGAAGAAAGAGCUAGUCGUGGGGUGUGGGACUGAGAGGAGGUUCAGUGCUGCCCCCUAUGGGGGAUGCACACAACUGCCUGCUCCAUGGAUUCUGCUGUCACAACAGCAUUGGUUGCAAUGGGCAUCGGUGCAAGUGCAGCAGGAGCCUUUGCCUGGUUGAGGUGUGAGGGACGGGCCAUGCCCUACCUUUUUUGCAGUCACAGCUCUGCCAGGGUGGGACUGGUCCGGAGCAGCUCUGCUAUUGCCAUCCCCGGGGGCACAGGGUAUCCUAGUGCACUCAUGGGGUGUGACUGGCCCAACACCAUUGUCUCUGUGUAUAUGGCACCAUCCCACUCAAGACAUCAGCGGUAUGUGUGUGUAUGUGUAUGUGUGUGUGUGCAUCACUAGCGACGGCCUAUGUUCGCUCUUGUGGCUGCAUCCCUGUCACCCCUGCUCUCAAGCUCAGCUUGGCUGCAGCACGUAAUUCCCAGCAGCUCGUUGGCAUCCCCUUGCCCUUCCUACUGGGAAAGGCGAAGUGAUGAAGAGCUGGGCAGUUGCCUGAGGCUUUGCAGCUGUGGUAGAUGGAUCUGGAGUGAUGCUCACAAGUCCAGUGGCUCCUGGCUAAAGCUUGACUGUAAUUCCCAAUAGCUGGGAUCACUUGCAGGGCAUGGCUACAGAUGGAAUGCUCCUCUGAAGUGCACAAUGGCCACCCUUUGCCCCUUCCUCUAAUGGGUUGGUCCAGCUUGGAGCCAAGCAGUACAUGAGAGAAGAGAGAUCUAACCCCUUCUGCAUUCAUUCACACUGGUUUUGCAGUAGCAUAACUCCAGGGGCGUGACUCCUGAUUUUCCAUUGGUGUAAGUAAGAUCAUGCUAGAGCCUAGGGGCCUGCUUCUGGUUUGCUUUUUAAGCUGAUUCUCAUGUGCUUUGGUGCCAUUCACACCAUUAGAAACUGAGUUAGCUGGACCCACCUGCCAACCCUUUUUGCAAGGCUGCUGAAGCGGACUGUGGAUCCUCCCUCGCCCCAAUGGCCCAGCUUUCUGGAAGUGCCACAGGGCCUGUUCCUUUCCCAGAAGACGCCAGCUCAUUCUUGCCUCUGUGCAAAAGCUGGCACUGGAGAAAAAAACCCCAGCUGGGUGUUGUCAGACUCUCCCCCCUCUCCCUGCCCAAGGACAGCUCUGUGAAAGCACAACAGUUGUUGCAAAGCUAGCACAGCAUGAUUCCAGCUUGGCUGGGAGGCAGGGACACAUAGCCACAUAUUUGCCUCCCUAGGAAAACAACUGGGCAUCUUCAAUCCGCACACACACUCGCUGCUGUUAGAGAAAUGUCAAGCCGUUGCCACCUGCCCAGUGCUGAAGAAGACGUGAUUCACCCGCCUUCUUGGCCUCUCCAGAGACCUGUUUUCUUAGCUGAUGUUAUGUGCU
This is a messenger RNA of Gopherus evgoodei (Goodes thornscrub tortoise), 6570 nucleotides long. RefSeq names its product laminin subunit gamma 3 (gene LAMC3). Gene Ontology annotation, cellular component: basement membrane. Gene Ontology annotation, biological process: axon guidance. NCBI's taxonomy places the organism in Eukaryota, Metazoa, Chordata, Testudines, Testudinidae. Gene Ontology annotation, molecular function: extracellular matrix structural constituent. The coding region runs from base 1 to 4725 and encodes 1574 amino acids. The transcript has 28 exons. The record is from RefSeq and is a predicted model, not a curated record.